Punica granatum (pomegranate) is the source of this 658-nucleotide messenger RNA. NCBI's taxonomy places the organism in Eukaryota, Viridiplantae, Streptophyta, Magnoliopsida, Myrtales, Lythraceae. The record is from RefSeq and is a predicted model, not a curated record.
AUGAUAUGAUAAAUUGGAAAAAAAAGAAAAAGAAAAAAGGGGGAAAAUAAAAGGUCUAUCUUUGACUGAGAAGCGACCUUAAACCCUAGACCUCAGUGGAAGAGAGGAUUCUUCUUUGCUGCCAAAGCUUCUGCAUUUCUCUCCAAUGGCGACGAUACCGGUCAACCCGAAACCUUUCCUGAACAACUUGACUGGGAAGCCGGUGAUUGUGAAGCUCAAAUGGGGCAUGGAAUACAAAGGUUUUCUCGUGUCUGUGGAUUCAUACAUGAACCUGCAGUUGGCAAAUACUGAAGAAUAUAUCGAAGGACAGUUCACUGGAAGCUUAGGGGAGAUCUUGAUCAGAUGCAACAAUGUGCUGUAUCUUCGAGGCGUCCCGGAGGAUGAAGAAAUAGAAGAUGCUGAUCGUGACUGAAGCUUCAUGGUGCUAUUUUUGUUACUGUGUCAUAGCUCAUUUGCUUGAACUCUCUCAAGACACUGCGGUUGACAUGUUCUGGGUCUCGAGACUGGACAAAUUUGUUCCCAUUCCGGCUGAUCAACCCUAAUGUGAUUUGUAAUGAAAUUUGUAGGAUAUGGUGAAGUAUAUUGCAUUCUAUGAGCUGUGGUGACAAUGACAUAUUUAUUCACUAUGACUUCUUUUGUCCUCAACUUACGAGGAAUA